Molecule: messenger RNA, 2743 nt
Organism: Oncorhynchus kisutch (coho salmon)
Lineage: Eukaryota; Metazoa; Chordata; Actinopteri; Salmoniformes; Salmonidae
Product: non-muscle caldesmon-like
Exons: 14
Coding region: 602-2389 (595 amino acids)
Biological process (GO): muscle contraction
Molecular function (GO): actin binding; myosin binding; calmodulin binding
Source: RefSeq, a predicted model, not a curated record
CUUUACAUUGCCAUCAAGCAUCAGAGGAGAGGGGAUCUAAAGGAAGUCCUGUGUUUGUGUGAAAGAGAGAGAGAGAAAUAGAGGGAGCGAGAGAGAGAGAAAAUAGAGAGAGAGAGAAUUAGAGAGAGAGAGAGAGAGUGAGAGAGAGAGAGAAAUAGAGGGAGAGAAAGAGAGAGAGUGAGAAAGAGAGAGAGAGAGAGAGAGAAAAUAGAGAGAGAGAAUUAGAGAGAGAGAGAGAGAGAGAGAGGGGGAGUUGAGAGAGAGAGGUUAGAGAAAUAGAGAGAGAGAGAGAGACAGAGAGAGAGAGAGAGAGAGAGAGAGAGAGAGGGAGAGAGAGAGAGGGAGACAGGGAGUUGAGAGAGAGAGAGAGAGAGAGAGACAGAGAGAGAGAGAGAGAGAGAGAGAGAGAGAGAGGUUAGAGACAGAGAGAGAGGGGAAGGAAACACCACAUAAAGAGACAGAAGAGAGCCCUUCCUGGAACUCUCCAGUCCUCUCUGACUGCCGUCGCUCGCUGAGGGAGAAAGACAGCAGUGUUUUAACGAGGAACAGAGUACCUGGUUGUCAUUCUGCUGAGGCUGAGACAAACAGAGGAGAAGAAGACAUGUCUGGUCAUUUACUAAGGAGAAACUCCAGCAAGGAAGGUCUGCAGAACCUGCUCAGGGUGACGGCCCAGCGCAGUAUUGAGGAUGCUGAGGAGAUAGAGCGGGAACGGAGACGAAGGGCCAGGGAGAGACAGGGAGACCAGGACCCCCACACUGGCCCAGCCAGCACCACCAGCCCCACACCGGACAAUGGGCUCCCGGAGCUAUAUCCAAUGUGUGAGAGUGAGGUGAAGGCUAGUGGCUGCCAGUUGGCUCUGGAGGAGGACGAGGGCUUCAGUGACUGGACCCAGAGGUUGGAGAAACGCAGACAGCGCCACCUGGAGGAACAGGAGUCCUCGGAGGACCAUCAGCCCCAGCAGCAGCAGAAUCAGCCCCAGCAGCAUCAACCCCAGCAGCAUCAACCCCAGCAGCAGCAUCACCCGCAGCAGCAGCAUCAACUCCAGCAGCACCACCCCCAGCAGCAUCAACCCCAGCAGCAGCAGCAGCCCCAGCUGCUCAGGCUAAACAGAGCCUCCCCAAUCAGACCCUGCUUGAAGACACGUCCUGGACCUGGGCCCGAGGAGAGGGAGGAGAAGGAGGUAGAGUGGGAACGAAAAGCCAGCAACAAGACACAAGACACUUCAAGAAGAGUAACAGAUGACAAGGUCGUGGAGAAGAAGAAAUCUGAGCUGAAGAUCUCCUACACCUCUAAAGUCAUGAGACACGUCAACAGCAACGGGGAAGCAGCUGGAGCGGAAGUGACCUCAUACCUAGUUGCAGGGAAACUGUCUCCAAGUCGUAGUGGCAGCUUGGGAGGGCAGAGACAGGAGGAGGUGGAUGGAGAGGUUCCCGGGGGGCAGCUGGAGACAGAGAAGACACCAGGCCAGGGACAGGGCACCCUGGAACAGCUGAGACAGAGACAGCAGGAGGACCAGGAGGAGAUGGAGGAGUUGAACCGCAGGGUAGAGGAGAAACGCAGAGCCAGGGAGGAGGAGGAGCACCAGAGAGAGAAAGAGGAGCAGCACAGGCAGGAGCAGGAGGAGGAGGAGAGGAAGAGGGUGAAAGAUGGGAUAGAGAGUAGGAGGAUGGCGGCUUCAGAGAGAAGGAUGAAGAACCUCAGUAUUUCCAGCAUUGAGGGAGACGAGUCCUUCAGCCCCUUCAGUCCCAUGAGCCCCACCUUCAAGAAUGACACCGAGGAGAGGAUGACGUCUGAGAAUACCUGCACGAUCAACGACAGGACUGAGUCUCUGAACCGCUCUCUGCAGAAAAGUAACAGCAUCAAGAAGACCCAGCCUCCCAUCCCCAUCUCCAAGAUCGACAACAGGCUGGAACAGUACACUCAUGCCAUAGAGACGUCCUCUAUGGAAGCCAAGGCAGCCAGGCAGCAGGCUCUGACGGACCUGCCCAGCCCCACUGAGCCUGUGGCCUCCAAGAAGAAUCUGUUUGAGGCCGGGGAAGCUUGGAGCCAGCCGCCCAGGGAAACACCUUCCAAGGAUACAGAGGGUCUGAAUGUAGGCGUGGCCGACCUCAUCCACCAAUGGGUGAAAGGGAACCCAGACGGAAGCUGCAAAAGCCCCUCCAAGCCAGCAGAGGUGAAGGCUGGUGAUGUUCUGAGCAAGAAGAACCUCUGGGAGAAUCUAGGAGACUCUUCCCCGUCUGGGAGAGCAGGGAAGGGAGCUUCCUCUGGUAAAAAGUACAAAUUUGUGAUGAUGGCUCACGGCAAGUAUGAGAAGGUUGCCGUCGGUGAUGAUGAUUACAACGAGCACACAAACGGGAAAUCAACUGGACAAUGCCUUGAGGAAUUGUGAAGAACAGACGUUGGACUGUGAUUAUUUCGACGAUCACUUCACAUCAUAUUUAUCAUUCAUUUCAUUUAGCCGACAUUUGUCUCUUAAAAACUAUGUUUAGAUCAACAUGUCUGAAGCAUAUGCAGUAUGUUAUGUGUACCAGUUGAUUUUCUCUAUAGCAACACACUGCCAACCUGGUAUAAAAUGAUUCACAAACGGUCAAAAAUAUACAAUUAUGCAAAAAUAUUCAUGUUUGUACUCGUUUAUUUUGGACAAUCUUAUCCAUGAUGUAUUUUAGUGAAUAAUGUGUUUUCGUUUUACUAUUUGUUAACUUUAAUUUUUAAAAAAUGUAAUAAAGUAAAUGAAUGAGGUAAA